UCAACCACGGCCGGCCCCGUUGCAGCCCCACCACCGGCGCGGUCCGGCGCUGUCGCGUCCACGUCUUCCGCCAUCGUGACAGAAUCGCCGGGCGGCCCGGCGACGUUACACAACGGAGCAUGAGGCCAGCGUGACGUAAGCUCCGGUAAGCCGAGAGCUAUACCGGCGGAGGAGUAUGCCCAGGACACCAUCAUGGCACAUCCUGACGGUGCUCUUGCUGCUGAUACCGCUGGCGUUACCCAGCUGCAUGUGCUUUGCUCGAAGCCGGCGCGAAGUCUUCAAACGCGCCCGGCCGCCGGGAGGCGGAGACGGCGACGGCGGACGGCCAAUCACGGGCCUCCAAGCUGCCGCGGGCAGCGACGACGCCGGCACCAGAGCGAACCGCACAGCCGCUAGGCCUAACAAGCGACUGCCGCACCUCCUGGACGUCGGUAGGCUCCUGCAGCUGGUCGCGACGGGCAACGCCAGCGGUCACCACCGAAGUGGCGGCGGCGGCAGCAACGAGUCCCACCAGCAGCCAGUGAUGAGCCGGCACAUCGACGCGUCCAUGGCCGAGGUGGUGGCCCUGCAGACGUUCGACGGGGACGUCUCCUGGAUCGAAGCCAAGUUCGUCAACGACUCGCACGGCGGCAGUCGCAGGCGACAUCACCGGACGAGGCCCUACAGUGUCGAAGAGAGGCUCGCGCUGUUCAUACCGGUGGUCGCUUUCAUGUUGCCGUUCUUGAUUUGGCUGUGCUGCAUGGUGAUAUGCAUCGCGCGAGCUUCGGCAAGAGGGCCGUACUGAAGAACACGCACGCACUGCACCGCCGCGCUUUUGAUAGAAAUGCAGCGCGAGAUGUGUGGCGUGAUGGUGCUGUGGAAGACGAGCCGUCUAGGAUGAGACCGCGGGUUCCGCGUAGGCUUAAGAGAAUGUGACGGUACCGCCACUCCUCGCCUCUUGAACGUGAAGCGCGUCGUCUGUAGCUGCUGCGUAGUACAGCCAUAUACAGCUGUGGGCCG
Messenger RNA from Dermacentor silvarum, 999 nucleotides. RefSeq lists its product as uncharacterized. The transcript has a single exon. NCBI's taxonomy places the organism in Eukaryota, Metazoa, Arthropoda, Arachnida, Ixodida, Ixodidae. The record is from RefSeq and is a predicted model, not a curated record. Bases 176 to 784 code for a protein of 202 amino acids.